Messenger RNA from Erythranthe guttata (spotted monkey flower), 2748 nucleotides. Its product is annotated as MORN (Membrane Occupation and Recognition Nexus) repeat-containing protein. Lineage: Eukaryota; Viridiplantae; Streptophyta; Magnoliopsida; Lamiales; Phrymaceae. The record is from RefSeq and is a predicted model, not a curated record.
ACUGAAAUAGACACAAAAACCCACAGCCAAAUUUCUCACUCUCCCUCACCUUAUCUUCUUCCUCCCUCCGCCCUUCCUCUGAAUUUUUCACACACAAACACACACUGAAAUCCAACCAACAAUGCCGGCCCCAACUCCGGUAGAAGGAGCCCAACCAGAGGCCAAAACCCCCGGCGAAGAUGACUCCGAUUCCGAACGCACCCCCGUAGAAAUCUCCUCCUCCUCCUCCGACUCCGACUUGGACUCCGACUCCGACGACGAAAUCAUAACCUACACCCGAGCCGACGGCACGAGCCAGCAAGUAAUGGCCGGCGACUCCGACGGCGAGAACGUGCCGGAGGUCAACAUCCGCCGCUUCACGAAGCUACUCAACUCGAAGCGGCUGCGCCGGGAGCAAGACGAGGAGGACAAGGACAUCGAGUACCACGAGGACCUGUUCGAUUUCCCGAGGGACCCGGAGGACUGGCGGGAGGAGGAUCUGAGGGAGCUGUGGGGGGACGCUCCGAUUGCCUCCACCAAGCAGGGGUGGGACCCACACACGGCGGACGAGGAGGAUUUCGAUAUCGUCGACGAGGAGAUUAGGGAGGGCCGGGACCCGCCCAUUGCCCCGUUUUACGUGCCGUACAGGAAGCCUUAUCCGGUGAUUCCGGAUAACCACUACGAUAUCUCGAACCCCAAGUCGGUUAUUGAGGAGCUCGAUAGGAUUGAGGAGUUCAUGGUUUGGGUUAGCUACAUUUUCCCCGACGGCAGCUCGUACGAAGGCACUGUUUGGGAUGAUUUGGCUCAUGGUAAAGGCGUUUACGUUGCCGAGCAAGGGCUGGUCAGGUAUGAAGGAGAAUGGCUCCAAAACAACAUGGAAGGUCACGGAGUUAUUGAAGUGGAUAUUCCCACCCCAGAGCCUAUUCCCGGUUCCAAGCUUGAAGCAAAGAUGAGAGCCGAAGGGAAAAUAAUAUCGAGAGAUUUUAUGUCACCUGAAGACAGGGAAUGGCUAGAGAAGGAUAUUGAAGACAGUGUACGUUUAGCUGAUGGAAAUUAUGAAAUCCCUUUUUACGAAAAUGACGAGUGGAUCAAAGAAUUUGGAGAGAAACCGGAGAAAGGCCGAUACCGAUAUGCUGGUGAAUGGAAACAUGGGAGAAUGCACGGUUGUGGUGUAUAUGAAGUCAACGAGCGAACAACAUUUGGACGAUUCUAUUUUGGCGAACUUUUAGAAGAUACUACUGGAUGUGAUGCAGAAGUCUCAGGGAUGCAUGCAGGUAUAGCAGAGGUGGCAGCUGCAAAGGCACGCAUGUUUGUCAACAAGCCUGAUGGAAUGGUGAGAGAAGAUAGAGGUCCAUACUCUGAUCCUCAACAUCCCUAUUUAUACGAGGAAGAGGAUGUGUGGAUGGCUCCAGGUUUCAUCAAUCAAUUCUACGAGGUUCCAGAUUAUUGGAAAAUGUACGUCCAUGAGGUGGAUGAAGAAAGACAGAUGUGGUUGAACUCAUUUUAUAAAGCUCCGCUCAGGAUACCCAUGCCUGCUGAACUCGAAUACUGGUGGUCCAAAGAGGAAGAACCAGAAUUUGUACUGAUAAGCAAAGAACCGGAGCCAGAUCCUGAAAAUCCAUCAAAUCUUAUAUACACCGAAGACCCCCUUAUCCUACACACUCCAACUGGAAGAUUAAUAAACUACAUAGACGAUGAAGAACAUGGGGUCCGCUUAUUCUGGCAGCCUCCGGUAAAGGAAGGCGAAGAAAUCGAUCCAGACAAGGCAGAGUUUCUCCCCCUUGGAUUCGACGAGUUCUACGGUCGUGAAGUGGUUGAAGAGAGAGAUAGUUUCUGGGUUCGUUUUAUAACAUCUGUUGAAAAUAAAUGCAAACCUAUGCUCGCUGGAAUAGAAAAAUGGACCGAAGAGAAGAAGAAAGCUAGUGAGACGAAGUUGGAGGUUUUGAAAAAAGAAAUGGACUUGGUGGACGCUGAGCUGGCGCUUAAGGAUGCGAUUGAGGAUUUGGACGAGGAGUUGAAGAAGAUGCAGGAGGAGGAAGAGAGUAAAAUGGAGGGAGGGGUAGAAGAGGAAGCUGUUUCUACUGUGGGUCCCACAAAGGAGGUGGAGCAAAUUACAGGCGAGGCUGAACAAGAGGAGGAAGAAGAGGAGGAAGAGGAAGAUGAUGAUGAUGGUGAUGGUGCUGCUCCGUCUAGCUUUGGGUCAAUUGAAGGGCGGAACUCGGUGAAUAGUGAGACGAAGGGGGGUAAAUUUGGAAAGUCUACAUUUGCCGCGACUUCUCUGUCCUUUGGGAGUUCUACUAAUCUCUUCUCGUUGGUUCCACAAAAGGUGCAGAAUUCAUUUUCAAAGUGGAAGGAGGCGAAAUUACCAAAACGGGCUUCUUCUUCUACUCCUAUUCGUACACAUCACCAGCUUCAGAGUACGCACGCCGUUAGCUUUCCUCGUUCAGUUGUUAAAAACUUGAACCUGAAAUUAACGAGGCAAACACACCACCACCACCACGUCGAACAAAACCCGAAGCUGAGCUUGAGAAAUCACUCGAAAAGGAAAGCUUCAAUGGAAACGGAACGAGUUUUGGAGAAUUUGAGUAUAUUAUCAUUACACACACCAAUAACGCUAUAGCCCCGUUUUUGUCUUUAAUUAUCGAUUAUUUUUGUAGUGUACCUGCAGCUGAAUAUACUGUGUUUGAGCUGUAGCUUGCCCCUUUUGUAUUCAACGUAUUUUUUAAUAUUUUUUUUUUUAAUUUAUAUCGCCCCUGGCUGAGAGUUAGU